Messenger RNA from Pocillopora verrucosa, 2692 nucleotides. RefSeq lists its product as uncharacterized. The record is from RefSeq and is a predicted model, not a curated record. Gene Ontology annotation, cellular component: cytoplasm. Gene Ontology annotation, molecular function: ubiquitin-protein transferase activity; NAD+-protein-arginine ADP-ribosyltransferase activity; protein binding. Lineage: Eukaryota; Metazoa; Cnidaria; Anthozoa; Scleractinia; Pocilloporidae.
GUAUACUGAGUAUGUAUCAAAAUAAGGGAAAAAUAAAUGGCGCGCCGAGUUCUCGUGAAUACGCUGAAGAGACAAAGUCUUCCUAAUUACGGGGAAAAUCGAGCAAACGGCCUUUGCCUAUAUAGUUAAGCGCGUGAAAUAAUGCACGCAAAAGUUACGAGCACUCAAUAUUGAGCUCCGUACAACAUCAAACUUUCAAUAGAGCGAUAAGUGGAAAUAGUCUUUUGGCAGCAUUCAACUUAGUGAUAUAGAAAGACAGUGGCUGAACCAUGGAUAUGGACUACAAAGCUUUGGCAACAGUCGAAGGAGCUGAUAGCUACCAAGAGGCAGCCGUCAUUCUGGAGGGCCCGCCGAUAGAAAUCUUUGCGCAGCGCGCCGCUCCGACUGUAGUGCUGAAACCACUUCGGCAAACACAAGGAAAGUUUUAUUUUGAAUGCAAAACAAAUACAGGCGGCUACAUGCAGCUUGGGUGGGCAGACGAAAGCUUUACGGCCGUAGCUGACGAAGGCAAAGGCUGUGGGGAUGAUCAGCAUUCGUGGGCCUACGACGGAAUGAGGGGUUUGAAGUGGCACAAUAAUAAGAAAAAACAAUAUGGCCGACGGUGGAAGGCUGGUGAUGUGAUUUGCAUGGCUGUCAAUUUGGAAGACGGAGAGGUUAGCUUCGGUUUGAACGGUGAUUGGGAAGGAGAAAUGGGCUGCGCCUUUUCAGGAGUAACGUUCGAGGGGGCUGUCUAUCCAUGCUUGUCCCUCAUGAGAGGAGAGAGGGUACAGAUUAACUUAGGCACUGAAACGAAUCCCUUCGUCCACAUCCCGCCGGAAGGGUUCUUUCCUCUGAAAGUGAUACAUCCAGCCGCAGUUUCAGAGACUGAAUAUAACAGGUUCUCCACCUUUGCGAACGUUAUACAAAUGGGGCUGGCAGAAAGCAGCUUCGCUGUGUCCUUUCCCGGUGAAAUCAUGGUGACGAUGAUGAGGAGGGGAUUGGCAUACGAGGGUAAAAAGAACGCUCUUAUUCACGCUGGAUAUGAAGAAGCCAUGAAGAAAUGGCCUCAAAUGAAAGAAACACUUGAAAUCAAUUCUGGCCGCGCUGGUCUGACAGAUGACGAGAUUUUCGCUGUCAUUUGUUACACGUUGGAGAAUCCACCUGUGUAUCGCUAUUUCAACAGCGACACCAGGAGAGGUUACACAGGCGAUGGCAUGGAUUUCCCAAUUCUAUCGUACCUUCUCCGAGAGGCUUGCCGGAAAAUUCUCGCGGCCACGCCCAAAGAAAGUCGCACAAGAAUCGUUUACCGCGGUGUCAACAUACGAUUUACCGCAAAACCUGGUCAAAUAGUACGAUUUGGCUCUUACACCUCAUCCACCGGUAAUAUCAAAGUAGCAGAGGACUUCCAGAAAAAAUCGAACGGAAGUCAGUUUGUCAUUGUCACUAGGAUAGGAGCUUCCAUUAAGAUGCUUUCGGCUUUUCCCGAGGAGGAUGAAGUACUGCUUCCACCAUAUGAGGUGUUCAGGGUCCACAGAGUGGAGGAGGAACCUUCAAGGAUCUUCUUAACGAGCUGCUUUGAUGAUUCGUUCGUCGACAGGUACAUUGUCGACGGCAGUGCGGUUAGCGAGGCAGAGGCGCUGGUGAAAAAGUUGACUGAGUGAGAGAAAGCUUCGACUCUGCGAGCAGGACAGCACUCUGGAUUAGGGAGUGGAACUGUGCAUCUGUUACUCGUGUCUCUAUAUUUAGGCACCGCUUUACAAAUAACCAUGUUCAUACCCCUCCGGUAAAUUUGGUUAAUGUUAAACCCUUUAGUGACUGGGAUCUAAAUUCUCAUUACAGCAUUACUGCUGAAUCAAACACUAAGGUCGUGAGGAUAAGGAAAUCGAUCACCAACUGAAGAAGAUCGUCAUUGUCAAACAAUUUCUCCAAGUCAGUACUAUAGGAAAUGAAUAGAGAGCAGUACGGAGAAUACACGUAUUGAUGAGAGGGUGUCAAAGGUUAAUGCGAAAAAGUUACUCGACAAUAGCCUUUGCGCGUAUAUACAUUUACGGGAAAAAAAAAUUUGUGCGUCAGCGUAUUUAUUCCAUUUUGAUGAGCAAAUUCUUCGUUGUACUUUUGAUUGAUAUCUUUACUUAUGAAACUUUUGACUUCGUACGUUCGAAAUAUUUCGAAUAUUUCAGUUCUUUUUAGAACCAGAGCGCACUAUUGUGAUACGAGUAGAUUUUGAGGGCUAAUUAUUGUAGGGAACUGAAGCGAAAUAACUUUCAAUCUCUCUGGUAAUAAAGCAAACAAGAGAGUAUAUUUCGAAUGUAAUCACAGUGGGGUAUUUCCGUUUCGAUGAUAUAUCAGGAAGACUGUCCAUGACUUACUAUCAAUUCUAAAUUAUCUGCGGCAAAUCAUUCUAAUUUUGAAAGUGUUAAUCGACCUUUGAUCUAGUUUCUUUUGCACAUCCAAAAUGAAUUUACUAACUCAGUUGAAGAAUAAUUGCAUCGUCCCCAGUGACUCAGAGAGGUGACUGAUAAAAUACGUAAGCCAUUGAACGCAUUUUCCAUCGCUUUAAAUGCUUUUGUAAUCCACGUGACUUGGGACUGAGAAGAACACGAGAGAAAUUUGUAAUCACAAGCCAAAUACUCGUGAUUUCAGAAGCCAUUGGAGUGUUAAUUCUCCUAACAUUCCGAGCGGGAGAUAAUGGCGUCAAACCGACAAACAAACA